Molecule: messenger RNA, 693 nt
Organism: Hevea brasiliensis (rubber tree)
Lineage: Eukaryota; Viridiplantae; Streptophyta; Magnoliopsida; Malpighiales; Euphorbiaceae
Exons: 5
Coding region: 1-693 (230 amino acids)
Source: RefSeq, a predicted model, not a curated record
AUGUUUAUGACAGCACUAGUUCUGUCUUUGCCUUCGGGCAAUAAAGAUUUCAAUGUGUUUUAUGAUGCCAUUAGAGUGGGUUUGGAGUGUGUUCUCAUACAGAAUGGCAAAGUAAUAGCUUAUGCUUUAAGGGCUACGAUAGUUUUUGCCCUACAGAUGUGGAGACACUAUCUUUAUAAGGCUAAGUGUGAAAUCUUCACGGACUAUAGGAGUCUCCAAUACAUUUUUAACCAGAAGGAGUUAAACCUCAAACAAAGAAAGUGGUUUGGCUCACAUAUCAAUGCAAAGGUUACCCAUUUUGAAGGAGCUACAAUAACUAAUAGGAGAGUGGUUACAGUAGGAAUUAUCAACAAAAGGCACAUAGAUGGCACAGAUGAAAGUGGCACUGAUGUACUUAAGAGAGGUGAUGAUAUCGGACUCAAAGGAGAUAUUAUGAGAGAAGCUCAUAAUGUGAUGUACAGUGUACAUCCCGGAGCCACCAAGAUGUAUCAGGAUUUGAAGAAAGUGCAUUGGUGGCCUUCUAUGAAGAAGGAGAUUGCACAAUUCAUGUCUGCUUAUGAGGUGUGCCAAAGAAUGAAGCUAGAGCAUCAAAAGCUAAUAGGAACGGUGUAUGUAACAGAGAUAGUAAGGUUUCGUGGAGCUCUAGUGACAAUAGUUUCUAACAAAAGACCACAGUUCACCUCCAAGUUUUAG